This is a messenger RNA of Candidula unifasciata, 294 nucleotides long. Lineage: Eukaryota; Metazoa; Mollusca; Gastropoda; Stylommatophora; Geomitridae. The record is from the annotation of a GenBank genome assembly.
GUAUUCUGGGUGGGUCCAGUGGUUGGUGGACUACUCGCUGGACUUCUCUAUGAGUACAUCUUUGCCGCCGGCGCCACUUUUGGCGGUUUCAAGAAAUGUCUCCUGAGGACCAAAAGACCAAGGAAGCAACCGGAAGCGGAACCAGAGAAGACGCCACUCGAGGAACUGAAAAACGACGUCACUGAGAUUGAAGACACGAAAGUCGACGUGGAGAAGCCUCAAGAGGUCGCUGAAGCGGAACCGGAAAAGGGGACAGCGGAAGUGGUGGAAGUGAAUGAGCAGGAAAAGAAAUAG